This is a messenger RNA of Cercopithifilaria johnstoni, 759 nucleotides long. Lineage: Eukaryota; Metazoa; Nematoda; Chromadorea; Rhabditida; Onchocercidae. The record is from the annotation of a GenBank genome assembly.
AUGGUAACACAACUGGGAGAGAGAAUUAUCACCAAUUGUACCUACGAAGUGCUGAUGAAUUCUACUGAUGGCCAACCGGUAAAAUUUGCAAAAGUCGGUGAUCGAUUGGUCCAUAAAUGGAGCUGCGACUCAGAAGAUUAUGGUAUGAUUGUUCAUUCAUGCUUUGUUCAUGAAUAUCGCGGUACAAGUUUUCAGCUUGUCGAUAAUCGAGGCUGUAUUACUGAUCCUACAUUAAUGAAUCAAUUGAUCUAUAGUGAUAAUCUCACUGUAGCGUAUUCCGUGGUACCAGCAUUCAAAUUUGCCAAUCAACUUACUCUAAGUUUUCAAUGCAAAGUGACACUUUGUAAUAAAGGACGAAAUGGUUGCGUUGGCAUUUCGCCACCCGACUGCAAAAUUGUUCCGACUUCAACUUCUAAACCUUCAAUUCCGUCUUUGACUCCUAUACCUCUUACUACAAUUUUAACUUCUGUACCUCAUACAACAGAAUUGACUUCUACAACUCCUAUUUUGACCUCGACUGUUCCAACUUCGACUCCUAUUCCGACUACACUUUCUAUUGUUACUUCAACUUUACCACCUUCAACAUUGACAACUCGGGUUAUUUUUGAACUGAUAUGCAAUCGUGUCAAACACGUAAUUCAUGCUGGAUUGGAGGAACAGGAUGAGCAUAUCACAAGCUCUAAAACACUAUUUGCAUCAUCGAUGUCUCGAGAUAUUGAGCACCUACCAUGCGAUGACGUGAAAGCCGAUCAUAGCUAA